AAAUGUUAGACCGGAGUGUUACAAAAUUUUUAAACAGUCAAACAUAGUGUCAAAAAGCAAAAUGCGGCAAUGCGACUGCCCCGGAUCGAUUGAACAAUUCCCCGAUGCCAAAUUAAACAAAUAGUGUCAAAAAAUAUAAACAUGGAGCCUUUUAUAGAUAAGAAUAAUUUCGCUAUAAGCGCAAUGGUCACCGUUGCAAUGCAGAUACUGUUCUUCACAAUUGCAUCUUUAUCUCAAAGUGACAAAGUGACAGAUUUCACUGGUGGUGCCAAUUUUAUCAUCAUUGCUUUACUUACUUUCUUCCUCGGUCAGGAAUCGAAUCAUAUGAAGAAUUAUGACAGCAGACAACUCAUGGUCACAGCGUUUGUCUGCUUAUGGGGUGUCAGGCUUUCUGGAUACUUGAUCUACAGAAUCUACCACAUUGGUAGAGAUAAACAAUUUGAAGAUCGUAAAAGUAAUACGCUAAGAUUUGCCGUCUUCUAUACAUUCCAAGCGGUAUGGGUGUAUAUUGUUAGUUUGCCUGUUAUAAUUAUAAAUUCUCCACAUCAUUCUUAUCCAAAGUCUCCAAAAACCAUGACCACGUUAGAUUCUGCCGGCGCAGGAGUGUUUGUAAUUGGAUUAUUGAUUGAAACUUAUGCGGAUUUGCAAAAGUUUGCCUUCAGACAAGAACCAGCGAAUCAAGGAAAGUGGUGCAAUGAUGGCCUAUGGGGUCUGUCAAGACAUCCAAACUACUUCGGCGAAGUUGUUCUAUGGUGGGGUAUCUUUAUAUUAUCACUUAAUGUAAUCGAAGGAGCGGAAUGGGUAGCAAUCUUAUCUCCAUUAUUUACAACGGCUAUAAUAUUAUUCCUAUCUGGUAUACCAUUGCUAGAACGAUCGGCGGACGAAAAAUAUCGUGAUAAUCCAGAUUAUUUGUAUUAUAAGGCGUCUACGUCACCUCUGAUACCGAUACUGCCGGCUAUUUACGUCGAAGUGCCAAAAUUCCUGAAAUUUAUCCUUUGCUGCGAAUAUCCGAUGUACGAUUCGACUGGAGAUGACUUCCCUGCGCCGACCAUUGUCACUGAGACGACUAGUAUCUCGAUGGUGCAGAGCCAAACAUAGCUAACAAACGCCGCGCGUGACCACACCGCGGCAAAGAGCGAGUCAGCAAACCACAGAAGCCAAGCGAAUCAAAAACAAUUGUGAUACACGGCUGAGGAGAAGCCUCAGAAGAUAUUGCCAAACUCAUUGCCACUGAAACAAAAUAACACAGUAGAUAUGAACUUAUAUAAUAGUUACGUAGAAAAUGUUAAGAAAAGCAAACAAGUCGCUUUAGGAUUACUUGAAGAUAACAAGGAUAUUUACGAUAGUAUUACUGAAGAAAGUCGUGGUAUAUCUCGUAUAAGGCUGAGGGACAGUCCAAGCGAUUUUGAAUUAGCUGGCCCUAGUACAAGCAGAGAUAAGCCUAAGAGACCAACUGAAUUCGUUAAGUAUGGUAAAAUAACUUUCGAUACAAAAGCUAUAUUGCACCACUACCCACAAUCUCAGAAUAAGAAUAUAGAUAAAGAAAAAAUAGCCACUAAGAAAUCUGACCUAAACUUGC
Hyposmocoma kahamanoa is the source of this 1579-nucleotide messenger RNA. RefSeq lists its product as uncharacterized. Gene Ontology annotation, cellular component: membrane. NCBI's taxonomy places the organism in Eukaryota, Metazoa, Arthropoda, Insecta, Lepidoptera, Cosmopterigidae. The transcript has a single exon. Bases 142 to 1098 code for a protein of 318 amino acids. Gene Ontology annotation, biological process: lipid metabolic process. Gene Ontology annotation, molecular function: oxidoreductase activity, acting on the CH-CH group of donors. The record is from RefSeq and is a predicted model, not a curated record.